This is a messenger RNA of Penicillium manginii, 1101 nucleotides long. RefSeq names its product transcription factor domain-containing protein. The transcript is spliced from 2 exons. The record is from RefSeq and is a predicted model, not a curated record. Lineage: Eukaryota; Fungi; Ascomycota; Eurotiomycetes; Eurotiales; Aspergillaceae. Gene Ontology annotation, molecular function: zinc ion binding; DNA-binding transcription factor activity, RNA polymerase II-specific; DNA binding. Gene Ontology annotation, biological process: DNA-templated transcription; regulation of DNA-templated transcription. Gene Ontology annotation, cellular component: nucleus. The coding region runs from base 1 to 1101 and encodes 366 amino acids.
AUGCCUCCAGGUGCUGACAACACCGACUCAAACAGGCCACCAGCGGCGCGUGGUCGACAGCUUGUUGGGGCCGCGUGUGAUGAGUGCCGACGGCGGAAGCUGCGCUGCGAUGGCAAGCAACCUCAAUGUGGCAUUUGUCAGGAUACCGAGGUUGUUUGUGAGACCACCCAGCGCAGCGUUCGGGGCCCCAAGAGGGGUCACCUAAAGGCCCUGAAGAACCGCAUUGUGCAGCUCGAGGCCAUGCUUGAAAGCAGCUUCUCACCCGAUCAGCAGCCCGAUUUGCUGCAUGAUUCACGAAACUGCCACGACAAGACUCUUGGAUCAUCUCUGAGGUUGUCAAAUGUUCGGAAUGCGGUUCAUCCCUCAGAGGCCUGGGUGCCGACGACAGCUGUCUCGUCGGGCCCGGAGCAAGGGUUGUUUGUCUCUGACGCCGACUGGCUGCAGCCGAAUCUAGCGAUCCAUCUAAACGAUCUGGGGCUAACGAAUCAAGGAUUCUCGUUCAAUUCUACAUUCCCUUCAUCAAAUUUGCAUCUGACUGAGGUUUUGCAAGCUGAACUAGACCAGCUAUACUUGGAUCGCGUGCAUCAGUCGAUCCCAAUUAUUCACCGGAGGAGAUACUUGUCGUGGUCUAAAUCAAGCACCAACCCACCAUUCCGCAAGUGUCUUCAGUACGCCAUGUGGACUUUAGCAUCCCUGAUGUCCGUUCAUUCUCGCGACCUGGCCGAGCCCCUCUACCAGCAAACCAAGAAAAUGCUGGAGGAUCUAAGCCCCGAAGCCAAUGAAAACAGCAGUUUCAAUACCACGUUAGCCCAGGCAUGGGUUCUGGUUGUUACAUUUGAGUCAAUACGGACGCAUCACCGUCAAGCAUGGAUGAGCGUCGGCCGAGCAUUUCGCUUGGUCCAGGGUAUGAGAUAUCAUGAGAUUGACAGACCCACCGACAAGCAUCACUCUUCUCCUGCGCUGUGUAGAGACUUCAUCGAGGCGGAGGAGAUGCGCCGAGUGUUUUGGAUGACUUAUUUCCUAGACCAUAUCAUCAGCAUGCGUAACGACUGGCCGAUCACCCUGAAUGAACACGUUGUGAGUGCCGUUUUCCAGGACUAG